Molecule: messenger RNA, 2593 nt
Organism: Zophobas morio
Lineage: Eukaryota; Metazoa; Arthropoda; Insecta; Coleoptera; Tenebrionidae
Gene: Cog3
Product: conserved oligomeric Golgi complex subunit 3
Exons: 11
Coding region: 116-2554 (812 amino acids)
Biological process (GO): intracellular protein transport; Golgi organization; intra-Golgi vesicle-mediated transport
Cellular component (GO): cis-Golgi network; membrane; COG complex
Source: RefSeq, a predicted model, not a curated record
AAUUUUGACAAACGACGGCUGUCACCACGCUGUCACUCUUGUCAAAGUACGAAAAAAUAAAACAAUAUUAAUGAAAAUGUAAUAUUUUUGUGUGUUUUGUUUAAUUACGGUGAUAAUGAAUCGUCUUCCGACUACCACUGAAGACAAAGUGGAUCUUCAAAUUCAGCAAAACGUGACUAACUGGCAGUCGAAUAAUGACCCGUUGGCCCCCUUGAUGGAGGAACAACUCGACAUUAUUUACCAAAUUGGGGACAUAAUUAAGAAUCAAGCAACGGAUGAGGUUCAAGAGGAAGCCAAACAGGAGGAUCAAGAGGACACAAUGCCUGAAAUUGACACAAACAGGGCCUACAUUAAAUGGAUGGUUGCGUCUGAGAAUGAAAUCAAAUAUGAAAAUUUGAAAGAGUAUCAGACCUAUUAUGAAACCCUGUGCACCCAACGGUCCAAUUGCGAAAAAUUGUUUGAUUAUGCCAAUGAAACCACAAACUUGUUACAAGAAUUGCGAAAUAAGUACCUACAGGUGACCGCAAAAACCGAUUCUUUGCACAGCUUGAGUGAGCAAUUGAUGACCCACCAGAGAAUCCUGAAAGAAAAAAAGAAAAACCUGAAUGAAAAGUUGCACUAUUUUUUGAUUUUUAAAACCACUCAGGACAAUGUGGAGCGAUUUUCACACAGAAUUAACAGUCAGGAGUACAUUGACCAGUUGAAUAAUAUCGACGCGGCGAUGGAGUAUCUUGGGGAACAUAUGAGUUUCAAAGAGUCGCGAAUUUACAAAAUGAAAUACGAAAGUUUGCUAGUAAACGCGCUCAAUAAAAUCUACAAAGCUGUGAGUAACGUUAUCGUGGAAGCCACAAAACAAGUCCUUGAUCCUGACUCUAAAACAAACCUUGUACCUUUGAAUUCCAACACUGCUGAGUCUAUGGAUACCGCGUUUUCGCUCUAUUACGGCAAAUUUCAAAGUGCGGCGGCUAAAAUCAAGCUAAUUCUGGCACACCUGGAAGAAAAAGCGGAAAAAAACGAACAAUAUAGUACGGUAGUAAGUGAUUGUCAGAAAUUUUACGUGUCACAACGGCUACCAAUAUUGAGCACAGCCGUCUCUAAAGCGUUAUCAGAGCUGAAAGAAAGAUACAGAAACGACUAUAGCAUACUUUUCCGGUCCUGUGGCCUAUUCAUAAUGAAAACUUGUCAAGAUGAGGCUUGUUGUUACCAUUAUUUCUUCACUCAGUACUCGUCAGAGCUUAAUGACUAUUUAGGCGUUCUUUGCCAACACUUGUAUGACACUCUAAGACCCAGCUUGAUAAUUAUUAAUCACGUGGAGGUGUUAAGCGAACUUUGUGGAAUUUUACAAAAAGAAAUGCUUGCUGAGAAAACUAUCAACAACGACCAUCUUUUGAAAUACGUGGAGGUCAUCAGACAGUUGCUUCAAGACGUAGAGGAACGUUUAGUUUUUCGUACUAACAUAUUUUUCCAGCAUGAUUUAUUGUCGUAUAAUCCGUCUCCAGGUGACCUCGCCUACCCUGAAAAGUUGGAGCAGAUGGAAAACAUAACUCUAGAGUUACAAGAAGUUAGGACUGACUCUCGCGCCUCUGUGGUAUCGUUAGAGUCGCAAGAAGUGGCCAGUAUUAACUCGUCAAAUCAGUUUGCACAGUUUAGGUCAUACACUGGAAAUUCGCCUGCGGAUUUGCAUGGAAUGUGGUACCCGACUGUCAAACGAACGCUCGUAAUUUUAUCCCGACUGUACUUUUGUUUGGAUAGGGAAACCUUCCAAGGUCUAGCGCAAGAAGCUCUACUUAUAUGCAUCCAAACAGUGCAACAAGCGGCAAAUUUAAUAUCCGCACGAAAAUCUGAAAUCGACGGCCGCCUUUUCCAAAUUAAACACUUACUAAUCAUCCGCGAACAAAUCGCGCCGUUUCAGGUCGAUUUCACCGUAAAAGAAAUGAGUUUGGACUUCAGUAGUGUGCAAAAAGCGGCAGUCGAACUACUCAAUAAACGCGAUAGAUUGUUUACUUUCGGGAGCAACAACGCCCUCUUGGAAUUUCUGUUGGAAGGGACACCACGUGUGCGAGAGUAUCUAGUCGACUCUAGGAAAGAAAUCGACAAACAAUUGAAACAAGCGUGUGAAGCUUUUAUCAAUUGUGCCGCCACUGUUCUUACGGGAAAUCUACAACAAUGGAAGAGAAGGGCGGACGAAUUUUUACAAUCUAUCAACACCGAAAACAGCAACUUGACUCUCCCGCAACACCACUACGGCAAAGCUAAAGUUUUAGCCGAGGUGGUAAGCGAGACGCUGAAAAACAUGAAGGCGAAGGUUCCUGAAAUUCAAAGAUCGAUGCAGUUGUAUUUGGCGAAUCGAGAGACGGAAUUUAUUUUGUUCAGACCGAUUAAGAACAACGUGAUCAAUGUGUUUGUUCAGUUUGAACAAACGCUGGUUGCUGCUGGUUAUAGCACUGAAGAUUUAUUGUUGAUCGCGUGCCCGUCGCCAGAGCAAGUCAAUGUUUUAAUUUGCUCGGUUUCCUUGACGCUUGAGCAGGAGUAUAACAUGGGUAAACCGUCAUGAUUGUGAUCAGGAAAGUGUAAUAAAAUAUUUAUUUUUCAA